Messenger RNA from Apis cerana (Asiatic honeybee), 2025 nucleotides. RefSeq names its product thioredoxin, mitochondrial. Gene Ontology annotation, biological process: cell redox homeostasis. The record is from RefSeq and is a predicted model, not a curated record. NCBI's taxonomy places the organism in Eukaryota, Metazoa, Arthropoda, Insecta, Hymenoptera, Apidae. Gene Ontology annotation, cellular component: mitochondrion.
AACAAAAAAUUUAUCUUUGAAAUACUUUGUGAAAAUAAACCUAAUAUAUAUAUAUAUAUAUAUAUAUAAAUGUAUAUAUAUUAUUACUUAGUUACUAUUUUAUAUAUAAGUAAUUAGUAUGUGUUAUACUUUGUUUGCAACAAUUUAUAAUUGAAAGUGGUAUGACUAAUUUGAUAUUUGGAGUUGGUAUAGGAUUGUUCCUUAUUUUAAUUCUUUGGGCUUUAGCUCUAUUGAUAUUUAUUAUUUCUUUAAGAAUUGAAAAAAAAAUUGGUAUUAUUGCUAUAUUUAUAGUUAGUAUAUGCACAAUCAUUUUAAUUACAUUGCCAAGAGCAUCAGAAAAACCUAUUAUAAGUAAUAAAAAGAUAUAUGAUCAUUUAUUUAUUUGGCGCAUUUUAUUACUUAUUUUAUUAAUAAUAUCAUCUAUAAUUGGUUUAAUGGGAUACAUUAAAUUUAUAAUAACAGAAUCUAUUAGACCAAUUCGAAUUAUUAAUUGGGUUUUUUAAAAAUUUAUCAAUUUAUGAUAGCAAAAUAUAUAUUAAAGAAAAAAAAAGAAUUUUUAAUUUUAUUUAUAUUUAAUAUUUAUUAUUUAUUUCUUCAUUUUGACAUAAUAAUUUAAAAAGUUAUAAAAUGUUACGUAAUACUAUUAAACUUUCAAAAGUUUUAGUGAGAUAUAUUUCUUCAUCAUAUCAAAAAAAUAAACAAUUUGAAAUACAUAACAAUAAUGAAUUUGUUAGUAAAGUAAUGAAUAGUUCUGUACCUGUUAUUGUAAAUUUUCAUGCCGAAUGGUGUGAUCCUUGUAAAAUUCUCACACCUAAAUUAAUAGAAUUAAUAAGUCCAAUGGAUAAAUUAGAUCUUGCCAUUGUAAAUUUAGAAUCAAAUCCAGAAUUAGUACAUAUUUUUGAAGUAAAAGCUGUACCAGCUAUUAUAGCAAUUUCAAGUGGAUUGGUUGUGGAUAAGUUUAUAGGUUUAACUGAUUUAGAUAUUAUAGAAAAUUUAAUACAAAAACUUACUAAUACAUCUUUAAAUUUUGAAAAUAAUAAAAGAGAAGUUUAAUAUUCAUUAUAUAUAUUAUAUAAAAUCAUUAUAAAUAAUUAAACAUAUUUUUAUAAUUUAUAUUGCAUUAUAUAAUUUUGUUUUAUGAACAAUAAUGUCACAUAAAUGUUUUUAGAUUGUAUUUAGAUAUUAAUAAUCACAUAUAAAUACAAAUCAUAAAAUUAGAUGAAGAAAUUAUGAAAUAUGAUAUAAUAUUUAUGAAAUAAAUUGUAUUAAAUUCUAUUAUAUUUACUAUUAUAUUAACCAUUAUAUUUACUAUUAUAUUAUUAUAUUAACUAUUAUUAAAUGAAAUCAAUUUUAAAAACAGAUAAUGAAAUUAAUUUUGAAACUUCAGAGUUUUGAUUGAGUUUAACAUUAUAAUUUUAUUGUAAAUAAUAAAUGUUAGGGAAAUUAAGAACAUGAAGUCAUAAUUUCAAAAAAGAUAACAUUUUUAUUUAUUAUUUAUAAUAAUAUCUUUUUAAUUAUUUUACAAACUUUUUGUAAUUUAUUAUAGGUACCAAUAAUUUUAUAACAUGAUUAUAAAAUGAUUUUUAAACUGAUUGUAUAUAUUACAUAUAAUAUUUUAUAUUAAUUAAUAUGAACAGUUUUUUUUGAUCUACAAUAUUAACUGUACUUAUUGAACUAUUUCUAGUUUAAAAUUAAAAUUAUUUCAAGGAACUUACUUUGCUUGCAUAAUUGCUAUCGCUAAAAUGUCUCUUAUUAAAAUAUAAUUAAUGAGAUUGAUUCAACAAAAUUUGUUUGAAGCACAUUAUGCAAUAAAGUUAACAAUUGUUUAUUAUCAAAUAAUGAAUGCAAAUCUAAGAUAAAGCAUAAUUGAUAUAAGGAUCACAAACAGUUAUGUAAUGACUUCUAUUCUUAUUUACUUUUGAUUUUAAAGCAAUUUUAUAUAAUCUAUGUAUGAGAUUACUAUUAAUUAUAGAUAGUAGGCCAAAGAUUUAAUAAAAAAUGUAAUUCAUGUAUUCCCUGAUAAAA